Molecule: messenger RNA, 495 nt
Organism: Coregonus clupeaformis (lake whitefish)
Lineage: Eukaryota; Metazoa; Chordata; Actinopteri; Salmoniformes; Salmonidae
Product: ATP synthase subunit g, mitochondrial
Exons: 3
Coding region: 82-393 (103 amino acids)
Biological process (GO): proton motive force-driven ATP synthesis
Molecular function (GO): proton transmembrane transporter activity
Source: RefSeq, a predicted model, not a curated record
ACUUGAGGGGUCCUUUUAGCUGGAGGUGACUUUCAGUUGCAGCAAAUAGCCGAUAGAGUCGUGAAAAUUACUCAAACCAUCAUGGCACAGGCAGUCCAGAAACUGGUGGCCAAAGUACCUACUUUGAUCGGAGCCGCUGCCACCUACUCCAAGCCCCGGCUAGCGACCUUCUGGCACUACGCUAAAGUCGAGCUUGUGCCCCCUUCCCCUGCCGAGAUUCCCCAGGCCAUUGCAGGAAUCAAGAACAUCCUCACCGGUGUCAACAGUGGACGCCUUGGACAGACCACAGUGAAGGAUGCGUUCAGAAAUGGAAUGGUCUGCACUGAAGUGCUGAUGUGGUUCUACAUUGGAGAGUGCAUCGGGAAAGGAGGCAUCGUAGGAUACGCCGUUUAAAUUUUGGACUGUCCUGUCGCUUUUUGCUCUGAGUGUUGCACGCUCUUAACUUCCAACUCAACUGUGGAGAUCCAAUUAAUAAAAUUUCAAUUGUUUAAAGAA